CAGAGUUUCUGACACCUUUUUGUAAAAAAAAAAUAAUAAAAAUAAAAAAAUUAAAGUGAUCAGUUUUAGUCAAUUUAACGUAAUUAAUAGAGAUGGCUGACCUAGAUAAGUGGAUAGAGAUCGCAAAAGAGUGCAAAUAUUUACCGGAGAAUGAUCUGAAGCAGCUGUGUGACAUAGUUUGUGACUAUUUAACAGAAGAAAGCAAUAUUCAUCCAGUAGAUCUUCCAGUAACAGUAUGCGGUGACAUUCAUGGACAGUUCUAUGAUCUCGAGGAGCUAUUUAGAUGCGGUGGACAAAUUCCUGAUACGAAUUAUAUUUUUAUGGGCGAUUUUGUGGAUCGAGGAUAUUACAGUUUAGAAACAUUCACUCGUCUGCUGACUUUAAAGGCACGAUAUCCAGGUCGUAUUACUUUACUUCGAGGAAAUCAUGAAUCAAGACAGAUUACAAAGGUCUAUGGAUUUUAUGAUGAAUGUCUGACAAAAUAUGGAAAUGUUAAUGCUUGGAAAGCUUGUUGUAGAGUCUUUGACUUGCUUACAAUUGCUGCAAUAAUCGAUGAAUCUAUUCUAUGCGUGCAUGGUGGCUUGAGUCCUGAAGUAAAGACGCUGGAUCAGAUCCGGACGAUUAAUAGAAAUGUUGAAAUUCCCCAUAAAGGUGCCUUUUGUGACCUUGUCUGGUCAGAUCCAGAAGAUAUGGAUACUUGGGCUGAAUCACCGAGAGGUGCUGGAUGGUUAUUUGGAUCUCUUGUAACUGAAGACUUUAUGGAACGUAAUGCAUUGGAACUAAUCUGUCGAGCGCAUCAAUUAGUUCAUGAAGGAAUCAAAUAUAUGUUUCAAGAGAAGCUUGUGACUGUUUGGAGUGCACCUAAUUAUUGCUAUCGUUGUGGAAAUGUAGCUUCAAUCUUGUCAUUUGAUACCAGCAAACAAAGAAACUGUAAGAUAUUUAAUGCCGUUCCUGAUACUGAAAGAGUUGUUCCACCCCAACGAAUUACACCAUAUUUUUUGUAAAUUCUUUGUCGCAUAAUCCCAUUUUGUAAGUUAUAUUAUUAUUAUACAGCUCAAAAAUAAAGACCAUAUCUGAAAAAUGUAAUUAACAGUA
Messenger RNA from Chironomus riparius, 1095 nucleotides. The record is from the annotation of a GenBank genome assembly. Lineage: Eukaryota; Metazoa; Arthropoda; Insecta; Diptera; Chironomidae.